GUUGCCCCACUAACCGAAGCUUCCGAGUCGCCAAAUAUUUCAGUAAAGCCUCGAAAUAUUUCAGCAAGAAGGAGCGAAGUGCAUUCGCGUGGACUGUCAAUGGCGGGAGGAAUCAACCGGAGGGACGAUGCUCCGGUUCCGAGCAGCACCAACGUCUUCGCAGCUCUUGGCAGCUUAAAGAAGAAGAAGAAGAAGAAGAAGAGCGAUGAAGAGGCCUCCAAGGAAGCUGGAGAGCAGGUCUUCUGGGCUCCGGCGCCUCUCAACGCAAAAUCGUGGGCCAACGUCGACGAUGGCGACGAUGACGACUACGCCACUGCCGCGCCCCCAGAGCAUGCUUGGAGCCGAACCGACGAGCCGAAGGCGGAGGAGAGUGAGGCCGAGGCUUCUCUUGAGGUUGGGUUGAUUGGUUUAAUGUACAUUGGUGCUGUCGAUGUGUAACUGAACGUCUUCUCUUUUUAAUCUGAAUUCUGAAGAGGUGUUUGCGAUUGUGGUUGGUUCGUGAGUUGGGAGUUUUGGUGGUUUAAAAUUGAAUUUGCAAUGUGCUGAGACUGAGAGGACCCAAGCAUUACUGUUUUGAGGUCAAGCUUGGUGAUAGGAAUUUCCCUUUAGUUUUUCUCUUUUUUGGCAUUACAUGUUUUAGAUGGCCUCAAGCGGUGUGGAGAGUAUAAUCAAAUCAAUUGCUCUUUUUCUUCGGUUGCUGGAUUAUUUUGUUUACCUUUUAAGAUUCUAAUGCAGUGUAAUGGGUAGCUUUCCUGUGUGGAUCCUAUAGAUGCUACUGUGUUGGAUGUUUGGAAGUCUUUUAUAUAGAAUUA
This is a messenger RNA of Rhodamnia argentea, 812 nucleotides long. RefSeq lists its product as uncharacterized. The transcript has 2 exons. The coding region runs from base 100 to 438 and encodes 112 amino acids. The record is from RefSeq and is a predicted model, not a curated record. Lineage: Eukaryota; Viridiplantae; Streptophyta; Magnoliopsida; Myrtales; Myrtaceae.